Messenger RNA from Paramecium pentaurelia, 140 nucleotides. Lineage: Eukaryota; Ciliophora; Oligohymenophorea; Peniculida; Parameciidae. The record is from the annotation of a GenBank genome assembly.
AUGUAGUAUACUGAUAAUUAACAAUCCUCUUACCAAUUUUAUAAAAAGUAAGUGUGUGUUGAUGAAAAUAUUAUAGUAGAUGUAAACACCAAAUGAAAAUGGAAUGCCUUAGAAUAACACCACAUUGUUUUUUAGUUUGA